This is a messenger RNA of Silurus meridionalis, 1923 nucleotides long. It is a transcript of the gene bbof1a, whose product is annotated as basal body-orientation factor 1. The transcript is spliced from 12 exons. The record is from RefSeq and is a predicted model, not a curated record. NCBI's taxonomy places the organism in Eukaryota, Metazoa, Chordata, Actinopteri, Siluriformes, Siluridae. The coding region runs from base 81 to 1622 and encodes 513 amino acids.
GUCUCCAUGGUAACAGUUCUAAACAAGGCAAGAGAAUUGUGUAGCGUCCACAGUUUAAACUGAAGCUGCAGGUCAGAAACAUGCCGAAAAAAAAAAUGAAGAAAGCAGGAAAGAAGGGGAAAGGAAAAGUGAAGAAGGAAAAUAAUACGGAUGGGGAAUGUGAUACUGAGAGAGCUAAAGCUAAUGCAGCUCUGUGGGAGGCUCGCUUGGAGCUAACGGAAAGCUCGCGGGUGGAAUAUCGUGAAGCUGCACGUAGACUGGCUUGGGCAAAUGAAGAGCUCACAAACCAGCAAUACAGAGCUGAGAAGGACACUACUGACAUCAUUGCAUUUCUGAAAAAGAAAGAACUUGAGAAAGAAGCACAGAUUGCUGCAUUGGAAGAACAGCUAAAAAAUGAGAAAUCAAAAGCCCUACAGGACAAGCAGUUUUUAGUUGCAGAGUAUACCAUGAAGAUUAAUGAGCUGGAAGAAAAGUUUAAGAAGAGAUCCAGAGAUUUUUCGAUGAUACAGGGGGAACUCAAAAACAUCAAGGAGUUCCGCAAAAAGAAAGCUCAAAUGGAACAAGAGUUGAUCACUAUGAAAGAGAGCAUGUACAUUGCUAACUGUGAACACAAGGAGAGUCUUGCUAGAAUGGAGCAUAAAUUUUUCAUUGAAAAGGUUCGUUUAGAAAAGGAAGCUGAGCAGAGAAUUUCCCAGCUAGCAGAGAAAGCCCACAAUGAGGCAAUUGUACAACUGGAUAAUGUGUCUCGCUCCGUGUUUAAGGAGAAUGUGCGUUUGAAUGAGGCACUUGGAUAUCAUUUGAAAGAGGCAGAAGAGCUAAAACGGAGCAAUAAGGCCCUGACAGAGGAGAAUGCUUCUCUCACCCUUGAUAAGGAGACCAAAAAGCUAAUGAUAACAGACAAUGUGGCCCAGCUUGCAGCCCAGCAAAGUGAGAUCUCUGAGCUAAGGGCCAAAGUAGCCACUUUGGAGCAGAAGCUGGCCCUCAUGGUAAACGAGUGUGAGCAGGAAAAGAUGGCAAUGCAGGAAAAAUCUUUAGUUACUGCUCAGACUAGCAUGGUAGAGCUCGAGAAACUGCAGAAACUGCUCGCCAUGCGUGAACGUGAGAUGAGCCGAGUAAAGCGGCUCGCACACAGCAUCGUGGAACAGCGCACCCAGCUUGAGCUAUUUUUCCAUGAGGCUCUGGCUCAUGUUAAGCAGGAAAUCAUAACCAGCCAGAUACAUUACAGACAAGAAGCAAAGGAGGCUUAUCAGAAAUGGAUGAGUGAAGCACGGAGAGGUAAAAAGGACUAUCCUCACAUACGUACCUUUAACAAAGCUCCACACAGCACCAACAAUGUCUAUACUGAUUUGGAAGAGGCUGAAAGGUGGAGCAACCUGCAGACCUCAAAAGUGGACAUUUCUGAUCUGACGUGGGAGCAGAAAGAGCGAGUGCUGCGGCUGCUCUUUGCUAAAAUAAAUGGUCUGAAAACAAGGAGACCAGUGCAGCUUCCAGUUCAGGCACCAUCCUCAGAGAGAGACCGAAAUGACCAGAAUCCUGAAUUUAGAGAAGAAGAAUCUUCAAUGGCUUUUAUUACCCAAGCAUCUGUCACAGACAUGGCAUCCAACCCUAGUGGCCUGCUAUAACUACAAAGACCCUGAACCUCAUUCACAAUAUCCCGCUACACCACAUAAUCAGGAGAGACAUCUUUACUGAGAAGCAUCCAUGUUCUAGAAAGAAACAGUAUUUCCUAAACAUAUGAAGUAUUUAUUCUUUGUGUGAAUUAAAUAAAAGCAUUGCUUACAUCUAGGCAUAAAUACAAACUUUGUCCAUUUCUAUAUUGGACAUAAUAUAGCAACUGCAUUUAGUUGCUGUGUACCUGUACUAUGCAAUGACAAUAAAGUUCUAUCUAUCCAUCUGUCUGUUUACUCUAGAUUUUUAUAUACC